Messenger RNA from Zerene cesonia (dogface butterfly), 1453 nucleotides. RefSeq lists its product as uncharacterized. The transcript has 9 exons. The coding region runs from base 114 to 1442 and encodes 442 amino acids. Gene Ontology annotation, cellular component: neuron projection membrane. The record is from RefSeq and is a predicted model, not a curated record. Gene Ontology annotation, biological process: synapse organization. NCBI's taxonomy places the organism in Eukaryota, Metazoa, Arthropoda, Insecta, Lepidoptera, Pieridae.
AGUGUUGUAUCACGCUUGGGGUAGGUUGCACGUGCGCGCCAUACGAAGUUGACUUUCGUAAUUUGUGUUGUGUAGUGUUAGUGUAUAAUAACUGAUGUCCUGAAGAUGUAGAUAUGUACGCGCCGGCCACAGCGGCGCUAUUGCUAGCCGCGCUUACUGCUCUUCCCUGCCGAGGGACCGAUGCUGACACAACACUUCUGAACGAAAAACGGGAAGUUACCCCGCCAACUAUAAACAAAUUCUAUCAAAUGCUGCACGGCACACUCAACGAAACAAAACCUCGUAACUUAAAUAACUCCCUUAACUUUAUGCAUAGUUUCGAAUCUAAUCUAAAGUAUCCCACUGCUAUUGAUAAGUUUCAAGAAUGCUGUCACAGUGGCGUACCAGCUGAAAAUACUGCAAAUGAAACCAAAAGUUUAAACGGUGCUUUAAGUCCUUAUUUAGACAAGGACAGGAAACAUAGAAAGAGACGGGUCGAAUAUAUUAUCCGGCCGAUUGAAAAUGUCUCUAUACAUGACCGAUAUGAAGUGACCACUCGGUCGUUUUUAACUCCCUCCCCUUUAGCUUUGGAAAGGAGGAAGAAGCCGGGGGAGACGGGAUCGAGUGCGCCAUUGCUCAAUUAUAUAUUUGAUACGUAUUCAAAUACACAUCAACAUAGAAAUGACAGGGCUGGUCUCGGAAAUAGUAUAUACGUAGCAGCGGCUCCUGAGAUCGAGGCUCUGGUGGGCUCCACGGCAUACAUGGACUGUAAAGUGGACGCCUUGCACGAUAAACUGGUAUCGUGGGUUCGUCGGAAAAGCGAUGAAGCACCCAUGGAGCUUCUCACUACAGGAACACAACUUUACACAGCUGAUGACAGGUAUUCAGCCCGCUUCAUUCCGCCUGACAUUUGGAGGUUAGAAGUGAAGUCAGUGAGACCGACAGACGCGGCCUUCUAUGAUUGUCAGCUGUCCGCCCAUCCGCCGCGGACCGCGCGGGUCACUUUGAGGGUGCCUGAAGUGUCAGUGAAAAUAGUUGACGGUGCUGGCGCCGUGGUCUCCGAGCAGGUGUGUGAAGUUGGUAGCACUGUAGCACUACGCUGUGAAGUCAGAGGUCUCAAGAUGGAGGGUGGUCCCUCGCUGUUGUGGCAUCGGAGGGAGUUCCUACUUAACGAUGAUACAACUAGAGGUGGAAUUAGUGUACGGACGGAAUUCGGCGCGAACGGCGCAAACUCCGUGCUGCGGGUGGCGCGCGUGCGCGGUGACGACGCGGGCCGCUACUCCUGCAGCGUGUCACGCGCGCCGCCGCCUGCGCCGCAGCCCGCGCAUGUCAUGCUGCAUGUUAUAAAAGGUGAGAGUCUAGCUGAGCUGCAUCAAGGCGUCAAUUCAAACAGACUGGACUGCUUGGCUCUCGUCGCCUCGCUGGCGAUAUGCGUCGUUUUACAAGCUAUCUACAUUGUUUAAAAAUAAACUAU